Messenger RNA from Diorhabda carinulata, 772 nucleotides. RefSeq names its product LDLR chaperone boca (gene boca). NCBI's taxonomy places the organism in Eukaryota, Metazoa, Arthropoda, Insecta, Coleoptera, Chrysomelidae. The record is from RefSeq and is a predicted model, not a curated record. Gene Ontology annotation, biological process: protein folding. The coding region runs from base 179 to 733 and encodes 184 amino acids. The transcript has 3 exons.
CUGAAUAAAAGUGAUUUGAUUAAACAUUGGAUUUUGCUAUUUUUUACUAUCUAUUAUAAUUAUAUUAGUGUAAACCGGCUUAUUACUAAAACUGAAAUAGUAGACAAUAGUAUACAAGAUUAAUAUUAGUUUCUUUUGAGUUUUAAACUUCUACAUAAGUUUAAUUUCGAUACCGAACAUGAUUAAGUUUGUUAUGUUAUAUUUAAUGUGUUGUAACAUAUAUUUAGUAUUAGGAAAGAAACACAAAGAAAAUGAAAAACCAGACUGGGCAAAAAAAGAUAUUAGGGAUUACACAGAUGCAGAUAUGGAGCGGUUACUAGAACAAUGGGAGGAAGAUGAUGAACCACUAGAACCAGAUGAAUUACCAGAACACCUUCGACCAGCACCUCCAUUAGAUCUAAGUAAAAUGAAUCCAAAUGAUCCAGAAGGUAUGUUACAAGCAACAAAGAAAGGCAGGACUCUCAUGACAUUUGUACAAGUAGCUGGUACUCUUUCAAAAGAUGAGACUGAAGAGUUGACUAAAUUGUGGCAAACUAGUUUAUGGAAUAAUCAUAUACAAGCAGAAAGAUAUUUAGUAGGUGAUAACAGAGCUAUAUUCCUGUUUAAAGAUGGAUCCCAAGCAUGGGUAGCAAAAGAUUACCUGAUUGAACAAGAGAAAUGUGAAAGUGUUACAAUUGAAUCGAAAGUGUAUCCAGGAAAAUUCUCAAAAAAUACGAACAAGGAAGAACUAUAAUUAUAUUUUUUAUUAAAUAUAUUUUUUUUAUUUUUUACA